AUGAAGCCCGGCGCCAUGUCCCCGGGCAACCCGAUGAUGCCUCAGAUGCCCGCCGGCGCCAAGCCGUCGAUGACCCCGCCCCCUGGAGCUUUUCCCAUGAAUCCCGCUUAUCAGCAGAUGAUGAUGGGGAUGGCCAAGGUGAAUAUUGAGAGCUUCCUGAAUUGAUUUUCCAUUUACUUACUCAAUUUUUUAGCUUUUCAAUUUGUUUUUUUUUUCUCAUUUCUUGUCGUCUUUUCUAUCAGAUUCUUCAUUUCAAAGGCAGAAAAAUCUCGGAGUCAAAAUAAUUUUUUCCACAUCGAUAAUGAUGGAUUUUUCUUUGCCUCAAGACAGAUUUUAAGCAGUAUCACAAAGAAAAUCGAGAAAAAAAAAAUUAAAAAUGACAAAGAGUUUAUGAAAAAUUGGUUAACGCGUAAACCGUAUACUUCGCUAUAUACAGUAAUCCGAAAAUGCCCAAAAAAUUUUCUUGUAACACCAAAAACCUUGAAAUUUUCAGAACGGAAUGGCCCCGCCCUACGGAUUCCCUCAUCCGGGAAUGAUGAUGCCGCCCCAUAUGCACCCCGGGAUGCCCCCUGCACAGCAGCCGAGUCCUCAUCAAAUGAAUGUCCCUGGUGAGUUUUAAAAGAACAAAUAAUUGAGAAAAAAAUCGCUGCAAAUUUAGAAAACAGGUUUGACAAAAUAAUUUACGAACCAAAAAAUUAAGAAAAAUAGGCGUAAAUGUUAAAGAUAGCUAGAGAUUUCAAAAGUUAGCCGCCGAAACAGUUCUUACGGCACGACAUGGAAUUCAACACAAAGUCAAUAUUUAUCUGUUUAGCUCCUCAGAAUCGGAAAUGAUGAGAAAAUGAGCUGAAGGGGUCUGACAACUGUGAAAAUAUUCGAAUUUUUUCAAAAACUACUUCUUGACCUAAUCAGCCACACAGCACCUGCGAGAAUCGGCUCAAUAUUGGAUUUGUAUUGAAAAACUGCUGUGGUAGAACUAGCUGAAUUGGUGUAAAAGAAAACGAUCACAAAAUGAGAGGGUCAGAAAAACUAUUUUUUUGAAGUAUUCUUCAUCAUUUUUAGCUCAGACAAAAAGUUAAAAAAAAAAAUAAAGUCGUGAAAAAUUCAGAGUUGUUAAAAAGCUCUUCUGACCUUGCAGACUUUUUCAAAGUGAAAAAUGAGGCUCUAAUCAAUUUCGAUUCAAUAAAAAUAAAUUUGAAGGAAUGCUGAUGGUGAGACCGAACGGAGCGAACGCGCCGGACAACGCGGCGGCGAUGAACGCCUGGGCGCCGCAGCUGACGCCUUGCUACCCGCCCGUCUUCCCCCAGCCUCCCGCCACCACUCCCAAUUUGUCAGCUCGUGAGUUUGCAUUGAAUUUUUUUCAAAACUCAAAGCUUUUUGCUGUUUUAAAUUCAAAAGGAGUCCGGAUAUUAAUCCUCUAAACGUAUAAAUGAACUGUUACAACAGGAACAUAAAACACAAAACAAAAAAAAAAACAAUUUUUUUCAGCCAGCGCCCCGUCUUCGGCCGUUCCGACGCCCAACAAAUAA
Molecule: messenger RNA, 1526 nt
Organism: Caenorhabditis auriculariae
Lineage: Eukaryota; Metazoa; Nematoda; Chromadorea; Rhabditida; Rhabditidae
Source: the annotation of a GenBank genome assembly